Messenger RNA from Striga asiatica, 417 nucleotides. Lineage: Eukaryota; Viridiplantae; Streptophyta; Magnoliopsida; Lamiales; Orobanchaceae. The record is from the annotation of a GenBank genome assembly.
AUGGCUCGCGGUAUUCCUUUUCCUACGCGACUUUUGAUGCUUCAUCCGAAUUUCCGAGGGGGAAGUGUGUUUUAUGCAUUGCUGUAUGCUUUUAUCUAUGGGUCCGAGCUGAAUCAGGAUACUGAUACGAUUGACGCGUACCUCACAAUAAAACCACUGACGGCAUCGUCAAUGCAUGUUUUCGACAUGCUAUUAUCCUGGUGGGGUGUGGAGUGGAUGAGGGAGGGAGGUACUAUAUGUGCCAGAAUACUUACGAGAUGCGGUGGAGCCACUUUGGGUUUGGCAAAAUUCGAUCACGACGCCCGUCAGUGGUUUUGUUGCGAGUUACGCGCCAAUCGUGUCAGUAUCCUCUCUGGGAAUAUAGCAGAACACACCUACACGCACUCUGACACCCUAUAUUUACAAGAAUCUACCUGA